Molecule: messenger RNA, 3183 nt
Organism: Nematostella vectensis (starlet sea anemone)
Lineage: Eukaryota; Metazoa; Cnidaria; Anthozoa; Actiniaria; Edwardsiidae
Product: protein Spindly
Exons: 9
Coding region: 148-2187 (679 amino acids)
Biological process (GO): protein localization to kinetochore; establishment of mitotic spindle orientation; mitotic metaphase chromosome alignment
Cellular component (GO): outer kinetochore; spindle pole
Molecular function (GO): kinetochore binding
Source: RefSeq, a predicted model, not a curated record
AAUUUCCACCAAUCGGAAGUGGGCUACCCUUGAACUCGGCGGCAAACUCGAAGUUCUACAUUACGAUCACUUCUAAUUCUAACAAAAUAUUUAGAUAUUCCAUAUUUUAAUUGGUGUUUUGAGGCGGGACGAGAAUAAGAUACAAACAUGGAGCAAGAGGACGUUAUGAAGAAGCUCUUAGCGUUGAAAGAAGAGGCUACCUCGCUUCGGAGAGAGAAUAAAGCGUUGCAAAACGAUUGUCAGUUAGCAGGGGAGCUAGGAAAGACUUUACUCGAGCAAAACAAAGAAUGGGAGAAAAAAUAUCAAGAAAUGAGCGAAGAAUAUGUCAUCGCAAAAACAUCGGUAGAGGAAUUAAAGCAAGAAAACUAUAGUCUUCGUUCGAGACGGGAAGCUGAUAUACGAACUAAGGACUUCCAAUUACAAGAAAUGGAAAACGCCAAAAGACAACUUCAGAAAAAAUUCGAUGGUGAAAAGAAAGUUUUACAAUUGGAUUCCGAAAAAACAAUCAAAGAACUUCAUAAGGAUAUAAAAUCCUUAAAUACUGAGCUUGAAAAAUAUAUAAUGGUGGAAAGUCAGUUAAAGGAAAAAGUCGAACAACAGGAAGGGAUGCUUGAGAGAACCAGGGAAUACACAAAAAAGUUGCAGCUUGCAGAAGUUUUGGAAAAUGAAGUAGAUGAGCAGAGGAGGGCUUGCACUAAACUCCAGAUGGAUCGUGACGAGUUGAUAAUGGAGGUUAAUGACAUGAAAAAUGUCAUUGAAAGACAAGAGCAUCAGAACAAAACACUUGCCCAGCAACUUGAGAGCCUACAAGAAGAAUUACAGGAAAAGUCUAGACAGGCUCAGACAUGGUAUAACCAUUUACAGGAAGCUCGGGGAGAGGCAGGAGAAUACAAGGCAGAGCUGGAUACCCUAAAAGCUGAUGAGCAACUGAGAGUAAGAAGAGAGAAGGGAAACUCCCUCUUUGGAGAGGUUGAGGACAGACGACUCGAGAUGGAAAUGAAAUACACCAGUAUGAAAACCCAGCAUGAGUGUCUCGUAAAGACUCACAAUAUUACAAAGCAACACCUGCACAAAUUAAAGAACCAGGUAGCUGCCCUCCUACAGGUCAAGGGAAACCAAGCUGACACUUCUCAAAUGCAUCGUCUGACUGAGGCUCUGGCACAGAAGGAGGGAGAAGUCAGAAUGCUUACAGAGAAGAUUGUUCAACUUGAAAAACAGCAGAAUGGUCCUGAUCGCGACGUCAGGAAGUAUUUUGAAGCAUUUUCUUCAGACUUCAGCGACAAAAAAGACUAUGUCAACUUCCUGGAGAAGCUUAUUGAUGAGAACAAGAAGAAAAUUACUGAACUGAAUAAAGAGCUGCAGACAAAAGUAUUCAAUCAGUUGGCUGAAAGUGAUAGACUUCGCAGGACAGAGGGCCAGCUGCACAAUGCCGAGAGCGACCUGGAACGGGCAAAGUCCGAGAACAUGAAACUUAAACUCAGGGUGGAGGAUCUCAAGAGCAAAUUACAAAACGCACUGAAAAAUAACAAGAACCCUGACAAGGAUGUGUCUUUAUCUCAAUCUGUGCGCAUGAGCAAGACGAGGUCAGCCAUCUGCCUCAGGUCACAGAAACAACGGGGUAUACUAGACACGUCUUCCCACCACAAACAACCAUCCCAGUCUCAUUCGUCCGCCACACCCGACAAGGAGGAGACGCCCCCUAACGCGGCUCAGGAAGAAACCUCAUCAAAAAAACCUGCUCAGAAAUCUGUUUCCAAGCCCGGCAUCAAACGUGCAGCCUCCGUUGUCAUGCCUGACAGGUUGUCUAAGGCCAUUCAGGAGUUCAUGCAAGAUCAGGAUUCUAUGGAAUUGUCGUCUAGUAGGACUUGCUCUUCAACAGUGGGUGUUGACUUAGCAGAGAUUGCUGUAGAGUUAUCUCCACCGAGCGAGACACCUUCCUCCACGAGAUUCAACGAGCCUAAAGAAUUCGCUUCUGAUGAUGGCGCUUCCAGAGUGCGCUUUUCAGAUGACACAAAAGACGGAAGUAAAGGUCACGAGGACAAGGAAUGCAAUGUAACAGUUAUCAAGGAAAACUGUGAUCCUCAGGUUCAGGAGAAGACCCUAAAAAGGUCACAUAAUUCCCCUAACGACCCUGUUGUAGUCCAUGUCAGUUCCAAGACCCCCAAGAAUGAGUGUCACCAGCAGUGAAUUGUGUGCAUGCCAAAUGAUAAAAAUGAUAUUUCUUUAGCGGGGUUUUGACUCGUGUCAAUAAACAAUGUGGACACAACGGGACGCUUUGAGGACAUCCGAUUAUUAAAUACUAGCGCCAUAACAAGAAGAAGAGCAUUGGAGCCGGUUUGAGUUCACCAGAAUGCACGCGGGGCUGUCAUGGCGCCCGGACCGUGAACAACUACCAGACAUGAAACCGCUGGACAAGACUACAAGCUCAGCUAACGAACUAUAGCCAUACUGACAGAGCAAAAAAAUAGGGACCCAAAGGGUACAUGAGUCUAGGUGCCAACCAGCCUGCAUAGCUGGUGAUUAUGUCGAGUUUCAAGUCUGUCCGAGAAUCGUUCAUAAGAAGCAUUGUUCUGACUGUGUCUCUUAUGAAUUUUAUCAUAAGAAAAUACGUUUAGUAAUUUUAAAGUGAAAAGGGAAAGAAAAAAUGACGUGGAAAAAAAAUGUAAUCAAGGUUGGUCUUAAACUUCCCUGCUAGCAGAGGCCUCUUUUCUCUGUAUUUCGCUGGGCUGGAGUUCGCGAGGAACUCCAGGAGUCCUCGCGAACGCAAGCACAGCGAAAUACAGAGAAAAGGGGCCUCUGCUAGCAGGGAAGCCUUGAACCUGCGCUUCGCAAAGAUUUCGCAUUGAUAGACAGACGAUCGGACCACUAGACUGUCGUAGCUUUGCUUAAAGGUGAAGGGACUAUAAUUAGAGUCAUACUACUUAUAUACUACUUGUGUCGUAUUAUCGUUCGAAACUUUGAACAUUUCAAUUUCCACCUUUUCUUUUCGUACACAAAACUAAAAUACCCAGCACAAUCAAUUGUACUACCGUUAUAGAUGUGUGUUGUGAAUGUAAAUAAUUUAGAAAAGUGCAAAAACGUAAUUCGAUCAAUUGGUGGGGGCAAUGUGUUUGGACCUUCUCAUCUCAAAUACAAACUAUAGAACGUCGAGAUUUGAAUCGGGAAGUAAAGGACUAAAAAAGC